Tachysurus fulvidraco (yellow catfish) is the source of this 2737-nucleotide messenger RNA. Its product is annotated as alpha-2-macroglobulin. Gene Ontology annotation, molecular function: endopeptidase inhibitor activity. NCBI's taxonomy places the organism in Eukaryota, Metazoa, Chordata, Actinopteri, Siluriformes, Bagridae. The record is from RefSeq and is a predicted model, not a curated record. The coding region runs from base 1048 to 1674 and encodes 208 amino acids. The transcript has 8 exons.
UUGGGCUAAGCGUCCUUUUAAAAAAGAAAUCAAACAUCAGUAAUUGGCAUUUGCGAAGGACUUCAUCAUGGUGGUCAGCUGGGUCCACACCAGGAUAAGGCUACUGUUAGCCUGCUUUCUCUUGCAUUCUGUUUUUGGACAAAAGAGAGGACUAUAUUUCAUGGUGACAUUUCCUGCAGUAAUAGAGGCUGGUUCUGAUGCCAAAUUCUGUGUAAGUCUUAUGAAGCCUAAUGAGACUCUGCAAAUGAACAUUUAUCUGGUUCACAACAAACAGGACAGGACUCUUUUUCACGAGACCGUGGAAAAGGAAUUUCAUCACUGCUCUCAUUUUGUGGCUCCAAAUGUUGAAGGUGAAUCGGUGCAGGAGAUUAAAGUAGAAGUCAAAGGAGAACGUUUUAUGAUGACAGACAAAAGGAAAGUGAUGUUUAAAUCUUAUGACACACUGGUAUUUAUUCAGACGGAUAAACCCAUUUACAAUCCACGACAAACCGGUAAGUAUCUGUAUUACUUAAUGUCACAUAAACUGUUUAAUAAAGGUUUAUAGAUAUAGGUUUAUUUGUUGCUGAUGCUGCAGCUCAAAACAUUGCAUUUCUCUAACAUUUCUCUUCAACAGUGAAUUUCAGAAUUGUCACAAUGGAUUCUAAUUUUAUUCCCCUUGAACAAAAGAUAGGAGAAAAUGUCUUUAAGUUUUUCUAUGCACAGAUCGAUUUUAGCACCUUUUGUCUAAUAUCUUGUUUCACAGUAAUUUUCUAAUAAAUUAAUCUAGAGUGUUAAUGUACAUGAUAAUAUUAGAAAUAGUCUUAGCAGGUUCUUAAUCUGAACUGUGUACUGUCAUAUUCUCCUUUACAGUAUAGCUCAGUAAUUCUGGAGGUAAGUAAAUGAAACUAUCCGUAUGUUUGAAACUGUUGUUGACUUUUAAUAUUUGUACAGAUCGGUGGGUGACUUUAUUUUCUCUCCUAAAUAUACAGGAUAGUAAAAGUAACAGGAUUAGUCAGUGGAUGAAUGUGUCCUCAACAGGUCUGAUACUGCAGCUUUCUCAUGAGCUAAAUGAGAGUGGGGCUGAAGAUGGCAACAAACUUGGAGAUUAGAGCUCCUCUGUGUUUGGUGUACAAAGGAAUAAAAUAUCAUCACACGCUACGUCAGCAGCCUCGGGGGAAAGCUGGUCAACCAGGUAACCGAGACAUUGCAACAGAUCGCAAAUUCUUCCCAGAAACAUGGCUAUGGCAGUUGUCUGAAGUGGGGGACUCUGGAUCAGUACAGCUUCCUGUCACUGUUCCUGAUACAUCACCACCUGGGAGACCGAGGCUUUCUGCGUGUCCUCUAAAGGUCUUGGUCUCGCUCCUCCAGUUCAGCUCAGUGUUUCAGCCCUUCUUCCUGGAGCUCUCGUUGCCUUACUCCAUUAUACGUGGAGAGGUUUUUGAGCUCAAGGCCACUGUCUUCAAUUAUCUUUCCAAAUGCAUUAUGGUUAAAGUGACUCCGGUCCCUUCCUCAGACUACACUCUGGAACCAUCUACUGAUGGCCACUAUUCAUCAAAUGGAAGAAAGACCUUCAAAUGGACUUUAGUGUCAUCUGUGCUUGGAGUCAUGAAUGUGACCGUGAGUGCAGAAGCAGAACAAUCCCAGACUGUGUGUGAUAAUGAGAUUCGAGAGUGUUCCGGAGAGAGGCCGUAUUGACACAGUUACACGAAGCCUCAUUGUACAGGUUGGUGUUUUGAAAAUAAGCAUUAACUUAAAUUUGUAAACCUGUUUUUUGUUUUGUUACUGUGAUCUAAUAUUAUUUUUCUGCUAGGCUGAAGGAACACAAAGAGCCACAACUGGUUAUUAUGUCCACAGAAUUGUUUAAAUAUAUUAAUUUUUAAUAUAUCUUUUUUAUAAAUAUUUUAUUUAUCAAGUCUGCUUGGUUUAAAACUGAUGCACAUAAUAUGUUUAACUGUUCAGUAAUAAUGGAGCAACUUUUCAUCUCUCUAACAGGCAACAGUAUCCAUACCUGCCAACCUUGGAACAUUUUUUUAAGUAGCAACUUACUGCAGCGACGCGGCACGAGGUCAGACACAUUUGCAGACCUGCCAACCUUGGAAAAAAUUUUUUAGUAGCAACUUACUGCAGCGACGGGGCGCGAGGUCAGGCACAUUUGCUGGUCAAUGUUGAUUCACAAGCUCACUCAUCACAACUUUUUACUAUAUUUUUCCUAUAUAAAUACUGGCAAAUAAAGUAAAACUUGAUCUGUGCGUAAAACUUAAACUUGAGGCACAACACGGUCAAGAACUUCUGAGGGGCAUAUACUCGCUUCUUUUUAGAUUUGCUUCCCUCUCCCUCUCUGUCAGUAUCCUCAUCUGACAUCAUGUGUAUUACUAACUGCAAGGCACACACAAAACACACACAUCAUCAUUCUCAUGUUUUUCAUAAUAGGUUUCCACGCACAUUUGCGUGAAAACACUUUGUACAUUUAUUUGUUACAAUAUGUUUUAAGGCACAAAUGGCAUGUAAGAAGAUUUGCAUUUUACAGUACUGAUGUACAAAAUGUACAAUAACAAUACUUGAAAUAAUUUAGCUGCUACUAAAAUAAAGAGUAUAACGUUUCUGUGCAUGAUCGUUUGUGUAUAUCUGCAUACUAUUUUAACAACUCUUUAGGUAUUGCCAUAAAUUAGAUGUAAUGAACUAAACAGUAACUUCAUAUCUGACAACACAUACAUGUGUUAAUUUUCUCAGCAAUAAUGCAAGACUCUAGACUUCACUA